Trichobilharzia regenti is the source of this 4548-nucleotide messenger RNA. The record is from the annotation of a GenBank genome assembly. NCBI's taxonomy places the organism in Eukaryota, Metazoa, Platyhelminthes, Trematoda, Strigeidida, Schistosomatidae.
GGCGCUUUUCCGAACACAAAGAGACUUGUUGCACUAAAUAUGACCUGUGCUCUGAACAGUAAAUGUUUCGCUGUCCAGCUAAAGCUCACUUUGUUGGAUGAUAAUUUUCAGUUUUACUCCAUAACUGUAAGUCUAGUGAAUUAUCAGUCAAAUAACGUCAAUUAAUCCAUCAGGCUAAAACCAAAGCUGGAAAAAUACUGAACAGUAUAGUUACCCAUCUUAAAAUAACGCACCCGCAAUAUUUCGGAAUUAAAAUUCAAGAUAGAACACAAAACUGGUCAGCAUUGGCUUCAUCUGCAGAAAAGCAUUUUGUUGCAAAUGAAACUACUUGAUAGUCCACCAGUUGUUGAACAAUCUGUGAAUCCUAAUGAUAUAUCAGUGCGUCAAGAGACACAAUGCUUUUCAACAUCUAAAAAUGUUAUCCCGAUUGAACCACCGCCAACAGUGAAUAGUUUAACUGAAAAGCUGAUUUCAUCCUUUCGCACUUGUGGCUUAAGGACGUGUACUUCAGAUAAAUCUCAUUUCGCCAACUCAUCCUAUAUCCAAGAUACAAAUAAACCUUUUACUUUAAUAUAUCAAGCUUAUUUUGGCAUAAAAUAUUAUCCUGCUGAUCCAACAAUUAUUGCAGAUGAGCAAACAAGAUACCAAGUCUUUAUGCAAGUCCGAAAUGAUUUAAUAAAUGAUCGAAUGCAAGUUGAUGAAAAUUUGUUUGUAACAUUAUGCGGAUUAAUUUUACAGUCUGAUUGUGGUGAUUAUGGAGCUGAUCGACUGGGACCAAAUUAUGUAAAACAACUAUUAAAACUGCCUAAUUUGGACGAACAAUUAGAAAAGAAGAUAAAGAGUAAACAUGAAGAAUGUCGUUGUCGUCAACCAGCUUUAGUAGAAUAUCAGUUAUUGGAUAAAGUUAAACAACUGCCAACCUAUGGUCAGAUAAAAUUUCAUAUCAAAGAGACUAUAUCAAAUACUCCAUGCUUAUUGUGUUUAGGACCUACCGGUGUUAUAAUUGAAGAUUCAGGAAAAAAUCUUAUCAAAUUUUCAUGGCCUCAGAUCACUGGAUUCGGGCAUAAGCAUAAACAAGUUCUGAUCAAAAUUCUAAAUGAGGGUACAAGAUUCACAUACUGUUGUUCUGUUGAUAAUUCAAUGUCAUGUGAAAAUCUUUUAGAGAUUUGUAAAAAUUAUUUAAAUUUUUAUCGAAAUGAAAUAUCUCAGAGAAUAAUUAAUGAACCACAGCAGCUAAUGGCGAAUACAACAUCAGCUCAGCCUUCAAGUACUUCUGUUCAACCGAUAUUUUAUCGUAAAACUUCACUGAUCACAACAAGUGGAACGGCUUAUAAUGCAAAUGAGCCUAAUCUUCUACCUGAUGCAAAAUGUCCAGUGUAUGCAACAACAGAUUCUACCCAACCAGCAUCGAAUGAAUUUGAGUCGAAAAUCAAUGUCAAGGUUAAUCGAAAUCUCCAACCGUUAUAUUCUAGUCUAAUUGAAUUUACUCCUGGCUAUGCUCCUCCUCCUCCUCCAGUACAGUAUCCCAUGUGUUCAUCAACAGUCUGUUCGAGUCAAUAUCCACAUUCCCAACCACGUUAUCAUCAUCCACAUGCUCACUGUUUCGAUGCAAGAAGUGGCUAUCCCGCGGGUAUGGCUCCUGCUUCUGCUAACGAUGAUGAACAUGAUGUUGACGGUAAUAUCAAUGGAGAUAAUGUCAACAAGUGCUAUUAUCAUCAUUAUUAUUGUCAUCCCCAUUAUGAUAACAAUCAUUUACAGAACACUAUGAUACCAAUGAAUCCAUAUCAUGUAAAUGGGACAGGUAUGGUAUUUCAUCGUCCAAGAGGAUGCAAAACUGUUACAGAUAUUGGUGACCACCCUCAUGUAUACUCGAAUCGUCGAUCACAUUAUCUGCAGACAAGUUAUGCAAGUGGACGUUGGAUUGUUAACGACAAUGUUAGUAAUGCUAGUCAGUGUAGAUUAAGACAUCGUCGAAAAUCUUUUCCAAAAACUAAACAUUAUUACAUUGAUGAAGAUAUUGACGGGAAUUACUAUAUGACGAAAGUUCCACCAUCCUAUCAUGAUGAUGAUAAUGAUACUUGUGGUGGUGGUGGUGGUGAUUGUCGUGAUGCUGAUGGAGACAGUGAUAAUGAUAAUAAUAAUGAUGAUGAUGAUGGUGACGAAGAUGCCGAUGAUUGUAAUGUUAAUUUCCGUCGUCAUCAUCAUCAACAUCAUCAUCUGCGUACAUCUCGUUCGAAAUCUGCGUCUAUCUACGGUCAACAAGAAUUUUAUCAAGCUAAUCACUGUCCACCUUGUUCAUUAUCAUCAUCAUGCAGACAAAGACAAAACCGUCAUCCAGUCAUACCUGAAUUUCAUCAUUAUCGUCGUCAGCAUAGAAUUCUACCACGUCCAGUUAGUCGAUUGGAUCGAUAUCCAGAGUUAUCCUCAUCAAUAAAGGAUGAGAACAAUAAAAGCAAUAGUGAAGAAACAAUUGAAUAUUAUGAUGGUAAUAAUAAUAAUAAACAUAAUAGUAAUAAUCACGAUAGAUUACAUUGUCAUUUUAAUGAAUCAAUGAAUUAUGAAAUACCUCGUUUAAUAAAACAGAAUAAGUUAAAUGGUGUAAAGAAAUGUGAAGUUCUUCAAGUAUGCUCUGCUAGUAGACAGUCACCAAAUGAAAAUUAUUCUCAGUGUAAUUCUCCAAGAGAUAAUCGCUUCACCUCAUCUAGAAGACAAACUAAUGGGAACAGUUCAAACAUCUGUUCGCCUCGUUCGUCUACCUCAAUGACAAAUAGAUCAAACACACAUUCUACAAAUUCAAAUGAAUUAAGAAAAACUUCCCUGAGAAAGAAUCAUCCGUCUACUAUAUCUUAUUGGCAUAAGGAGAAAGCCAACCGCAAUACUGACACUGAUGAUGAUGUUUUUGUUGACGAUAACGGUCAGUGCAAGUUACUGCGUGUACAACAUCCUCCGGUGUGUAACACUAAUAUCAGCCAAAAUAAUAAUGCAUAUAAUGAUGAAAGCGACAGAGAAGAAGGUGAUCAAGAAAAUAAAGUCAGUGCUAAUAUCGAUUCACAUGUUGGAGAUUUGAAUAAAAGAGGAUUGCUUCACAGAAAUUUAUUCGCGUCAACAAAUGCUACAGAUUAUUCCUUCUCAUCAUCAGUAGUCUUUUGUCCAGAAGGAGAAGAAGAUGAUGAUGAGAGUCAAACACCGAGUUUAUUGAAAAAUUCUGAAAAUAAUUCAGAGUUAUACACUGAAGAAGUAUUCGAGACAUCUUUCACUGACUUUAAACUACCACCAACACCUAAUUCACCCGGUGAUAACAAUAAUACGAAGAAGAAAUAUAACAAUGACACUCAUAAUCAAAAUCAAAUAAUAAAUGAACAUGUUGAAGAGGUGAAUUCUGAUUCAAAUCUUCCAUCUCCGCCAUCGAAUGACUUUCUAGUUCAAUUAGAAAAGUAUAAAUUUAAAACUGACAAACAGUCAGAAGUAUUCAGAAAUAAUAAUUUAGAAAAUACAAAUCAAAAAGCAAAUACACUUGAGAAUAUUAGCAGCGAUACAGGAUUCUCUUCACGUGGUGAUAACAGUAAUAAUCAUAAUAAUAAUAAUACUAAUAACAAGCGUGGUCGUCGUCUACCCUUAUUACCUUAUGAAAGAUCUAGCCACCAUGGCAAGUUGAAUGAUCUGGAUCAGUUUACAACAUCAACACCAACAGCACAGGCGAAAGAGGUGGUGACGACGACUGCGGCGACGUCAACACCUCUGCCUGAACCAACAGAAGCAACUAAAAUUAACCGACCUAAAAUGAUACAACUUUUAUCGCCAACACCUUCACCAAGACUGUUGAAGGGUAUAAGAAAUUAUCAUCAUCAUCAGUAUCAAAAAAGAUUGUCUACUAAUCAUUGUCAGUUGGAAGAUACACCAGAGCAUGAUCAGACAACGGAAUGUGAUCUUGUUUAAAUUGUAUGCUGUGUAUACUUUAUGCUUAUUUAAACACUCUCUACUGCGGCGACUACUAAUACCUCUUCUUAUAUAAUACUGUACUGAUGAACAGCUGAAAAUUUAAAUAUCAAAGUAAAGUAACACCCUUUUCUUGUGGUUGUUGUUUCUCUUUCUUUUCUUGUACAUGUGCUUCUUUUUUUACAGCGUGGUUUAUGUAUGCACAUGAAUUUAUGUAGCUUAACAACUGUGUAACAUGUAUGUGUACUCGUGAGUGAGUGAGCACAAAGACAAGUGGUUGAAGUUAUCGCCUUCUUGCGUCUCUCUCUCCUCAUAUAUACUGCAUUAUAUACUUGUGGAUUACCUAACCUGAGAGUGUGCAUCUGCGUGUUUUUGCAGGCAUACUCAUUACUUUACUGGUGAUCAUGAAUCCAUUGUUUUUCCAAUUGACAGAAAAAGAUGUAACAGACAAAAAAUAGAGAAAAAGAACAAUAUCAAGUGUAAUUUAGUUUUUAUUUUCUCUUCAUAUGUACUAUUAUUAUAUAUGCAUUAAUUGUUAUCGCGAUUGCGUCAUACACAUAUAUAUAUAUAUUGCGUGAAUGAAUGAAUAAAUAAAUUAAUGGAACAAACUUG